Messenger RNA from Aspergillus nomiae NRRL 13137, 3363 nucleotides. RefSeq names its product putative ankyrin repeat-containing protein. Gene Ontology annotation, molecular function: protein binding; glycerophosphocholine phosphodiesterase activity. Gene Ontology annotation, biological process: glycerophospholipid catabolic process. The record is from RefSeq and is a predicted model, not a curated record. The annotation marks the transcript as partial. Lineage: Eukaryota; Fungi; Ascomycota; Eurotiomycetes; Eurotiales; Aspergillaceae. The transcript is spliced from 7 exons.
GUCUACUGUACCCCAAGUGAUAAUGCGAUUCGGGCUAAAUUACCAUCAAUACCAGGUGCCGGAGUGGGCGCCACAUUAUGUGCCUUAUCCCUUACUGAAAAGGCAAUUAAAGACGGCUAUCAGAACAGUCUACUCUACAGAAACGCAACCGGAUUUCACAGGUCCGUUACUAUCAUCUGUACCCUAGGAACAUUGUUAACAUUCGUUGAAGACAUAUAUAGCUGUCUUAAGUGUAGCAUCCAUUCCUUCAGCCAGUUUCAUCGCGAGAACUAUGACCUCCUGACGCAAAGGGGUGACGAGCUUCUCCAAAGAUCGGUACCUACGGCAGACGCCUUGAUAUCAAUAGGAGACUCAAGCUGCUACGAGCUAGAAAACAUCCUCAAAGCAGUGCUAGAGCUUCGUAAGGAUUCAGAAAAGUUGCAAUGGUUUUAUCGGGUCAACAAAGAAGCAGUCCGGAGGGUGUAUGCCAAGCUCGAGGAGCUUCGCAGCUCGACCGGACAGACUCAUGGAGCCCAUAAAGUGGAGUGGAUUAAGUUGGAGGCUGAUCAGGAUGCAUCAUGGCUGAAACAUACUGAAAUCCUGAACAAACUGAUGGAAAGCUUCAUCCGAAUCCGCUUUGAUAUGAAGCUCCAUUCAAACACCAAAUCCUGUUUGGACGAUGGCUCCAGCCAUCCCUCUCCUUCCAGUGACCCUAUCAGAGCUUUGAAUCGCGCUGUGGUAGAUGAUGAUGGCCCAGAAUUAUCCAAGUUGCUGGAAGAGACGUACACAUGUAACACCACAACGAGACCGUGCUUCCAGGAAAUCCUCCGUGAUUUAACAGGGCGCUCAGUGGUCUGUCGUUCUAAGCGGGCUGCUACCUUUCUACUCUCAGAAGCAUUUCCCCGAUAUCACAUUACGCUAGACCACAGGAUAUUGAACGAAAUGAUUGUAAUUUUUGGUCGGCAACAAACUUUUGAAGAACACACUGCAUCGAGGGUGUGUUCUCAGUGCAGUUCUAAAUACUAUUGUGGUAAGCCAGAGAGUAACUUGUUCUCCUUGGCCGUUGAACAAAUCGCGCUCAGCGGAAAGGGCAUCUUAUUGGAAAAAGAUGCUUUUGGGCGUCUUCCACUCCAUUACGCUUCAAUGUAUGGUUUGCCAGGUAUCUGUGAAUUAAUAUUGGAUUUGUCUCGAAAGUCGGGUCAGGAGUAUCCCGCACGCCUCAUCAUGUCGUUGGACUCUCAACAAUAUACGCCACUGCACUACGCAGUGAUCAACAACCAUGCACUGGUCACAAAAGCUUUUUUGAAAGCCCUCGAACAAAUGCAGCAAACACAUGGCGAAGCAAAGAACUACGAUUUGAUCAAUAUUCUAAAUGAUCUUCUUGUCAUUGCAGUCAAAUAUCAAUAUGAUGACAUAGUCCUCCUGUUUGCCAAGUUUCCCCUAUAUUCUCAUGGAAAAGCUAGCCAUGGAGAGACAGCUCUUUAUGUUGCAGCUCGCAGUGGAAAUGAAGGAUAUGUGGACAUACUACUUGAGCAUGGUAGGUGCCGAGAUCUUGAUAUCCCAGAGACUGUUCAUGGCUGGACUCCUUUAUUCAUUGCAUGCGUGGAGGGUCAACACGCCGUGGCCAAACUUCUCUUGAAUGCGACAGCAAAACAGGAUAUUCAUGAUUAUUCCGGUUGGACUGCUAAAGAGCAUGCCGCAGUAAGAGGCCAUCUCACUUUAGCUGGGAUGCUCACUUCAUUGGGUACUGAGGACCCUCUCGGCGGACCUGCUAGCAUACUUAAACAGCCAAUUUUUCAAAACACUAUGUCACUUAGGACUGAUUGUCACCACCUGAUCAUUAAUUUGGGUGUCCUACAAAGCGGGAAACAGGUAAAGGCUGUUGAACUCAGGGAUCGCUCUCCGAAGGAGCUCAUCUUUAUGAAUGCUGGUUUCUUGAUGGAAAUUUCAAUCUCAGAGAGGCAAAGCAUAAGCCAGCUUGUAGAAUUGCCUUUACUGACUGAUAUGACCAACGAACCUUUUGUUUUUCCAGUUACAGAUCCAGACAGAGCCUGGAUAUCCUUCAAGUUACUCCACGCUAACUCUACACUUCCAAAGGAACGUAGCCUUGUGGGGGGUGGUACGGCUUUGAUAGGAAACCCCAGCGAUCAUUUUGGGGAAAACCGUGAAAGCCUUAUCAGAGAACGUACCGUUCCUAUACUUGAGAAAGAUACACUUGAUGUUCUGGGGAAGGUCACUUUUACUUUCGUCCUCUCUAAACCAAUAUCCCACCGUGCGGGUCCUUUGGUCAGCCCUCCCGUCACUGAAGAAGGGGUACAGCUAGUUGGUCAUAGAGGCCUUGGACAAAACACAGCCAGCCGCAGCUAUCUCCAGAUAGGAGAAAAUACUAUAGAAUCAUUUCUUUCGGCCUCAAAGCAAGGCGCCACAUUUGUUGAGGUAAGAAUGAUUUGGCUAAAAUGUGAAGCGAACGAGACUAACAACUAUGAUGUGCAAUUAACAAGAGAUCUCGUGCCUGUCAUAUACCAUGACUUUUCUCUGAGCGAGUCAGGAACCGAUAUCCCUAUUCAUGACUUAAGUCUUGAUCAGUUCAUGCACGCAAGCAAUAUCCAGUCGCCACGAGGAGUUCCAGUAUCUGUACUUGGAGAAGCGAAUGCACAACCUAUUUCCACCCAGAAUAUCUCGGCUAAGCGACGAUCUCGAUCAUUAACUAAAGGCCACGAGAGCGGAACUAGGGAAAUUCGCGAUAGAAUGAAGUAUACAGUAGACUUUGUCAACAAGGGAUUCAAGCCUAAUACCAGAGGUGACUUUAUCCAAGAUUCUUUUACGACACUGGGGGAACUGCUUGAAGAACUGCCUGAGUCAAUUGGCUUCAAUAUCGAGAUAAAGUACCCUAGGCUUCAUGAAGCGAUAGAUGCAGGUGUAGCACCCGUGGCUAUUGAAAUCAACACCUUCAUCGACAAAGCGCUUGAGAAACUCUUUUCUUACGGCAACAAAAAACGGACCAUUAUACUAUCCUCAUUUACCCCCGAGAUAUGCAUGUUAUUGGCCAUCAAACAACGGAUGUACCCUGUAAUGUUCAUCACUAAUGCCGGCAAGCCUCCAGUUACGGAUCGAGAAAUGAGGGCCUCCAGCAUACAGUCCGCUGUUCGAUUUGCCAAGAGGUGGAACUUAUCUGGUCUUGUCUUUGCGUCCGAGGCGCUGGUAAUGUGUCCUAGGCUUAUCAGAUAUGUUCAACGAUCAGGAUUAAUCUGUGGAACCUAUGGAUCUCAGAACAAUACACCAGAAAAUGCCAAUGCCCAAGCCGCUGCCGGUAUUGACAUUAUUAUGGCUGAUAGAGUUGGGCUUAUUGCUAAGUCCCUAGAAGGAUAUAAAAAGCAACCAUAA